Pogona vitticeps (central bearded dragon) is the source of this 4603-nucleotide messenger RNA. RefSeq names its product pleckstrin homology and RhoGEF domain containing G7 (gene PLEKHG7). Gene Ontology annotation, molecular function: guanyl-nucleotide exchange factor activity. Gene Ontology annotation, biological process: Rho protein signal transduction. The record is from RefSeq and is a predicted model, not a curated record. NCBI's taxonomy places the organism in Eukaryota, Metazoa, Chordata, Lepidosauria, Squamata, Agamidae.
CAAGAGGUCAUUGAUCUCACAUUCCAAACAUGCUCAUGCAUAAACACUAUGUAAUUCAUUUUACCAAAACACAGAGAGAGAGAGAGAGAGAGAGAGAGAGAGAGAGAGUCAAACAAUAUUUGUUUCUAUUCCAGGCAUCUGUCAAGAGAGUUUUAUUGCUCCGGGCCAGCCCAGGCACAUCAAAAACCAAUGUUAGGAAGGUACAGUGUCAGCCAAUAUUUAUAGGUGCCAGUCCCUAAGCAAAUAAGCGACAGGGUGAUGCUCUGAGCAGGCUGAAGGCAUGCAAGACAGCCAAGCAGAUACAGCCCUUUGAAUGCCAAUGCAUCUCACCUCACUGAGGACAAUCCUCUACUGGAAGAGGCCCUCUGCUUGAAAGCUUGUCCAGUCUGAGUCCAGGGUAGUGAGAAAGAACCAUAAGAAGGAAGAGGUGAGAGACGAAUCCUGUCCACACUUAGCAACUAAACAGAAAAAUGGGUUACCUAGCCAGAGGCUUCCCUUCUAUGAGGAUCUGAACCCUGUGAUACCUGAGAAUAUCAGUGCUACUUUUGAACCUGCUGUUUAAACAAUCUUUCUGCUGUGAAUAAAAGAUGCAAAAAUGGACUGUGAAUGUUCUUUUCAGGAACAUGAAGUAACCCACAUGGAAGAACAAUGUCAUAUACCUAAAGGGACUGAACUGUUGGGAAACAAUUUGGACUCGAUAGAAAAGGAUGAUACAGAGGACACAGUCUUUUUUUCCAAUGAGACCAUAACCCCAGCCAUCACUAAGAUAAAACUGUUGCCUAGUAUAAGUACCAGGAAGCAGGGCUUCCGUGAAGACACACACCUCUUGAAAGUUCCAUCAGAGAACAGUGAUGAUGGAGAUGUCACCCCUUACCAAUUUGACAGGCAUGCUCCAGAAAGGAUUUCUACUUCUCCAACUCUGAGGAGGCUACGAAAGAGUAUGCCAUUAUCUCCUCAAGUACUUCCACUCCAAAAUGACACUGAGAAUGCAAGGGCAGGCAACAAAGCACCACAAGGCAGUUCUUCAAUACCUGUCUGUCAAAGUUCUUCAUCCAUUCAAUGUCAUUCUUCCUCCACAUACACCAGGCUCCACACAGAUUCACUGUUACCGAGAGAACAGCCAAAAUCAGCUGACCCCACAUCAGUUAAACCAUACUGUCAAGAAAAUUUUAGUGAUUAUCAAACUUCAAAGAACAGUAAAGGGAACAACCCUUCUUUCCUGUCUGAGAGAGAACAAAAUUCACAGGAACAAUUUAAGGAAUCAGAUUUACACAACGCCAUUGGUCAAUAUCGCUCAACAGAACGCAGGCAUAGCUCAGUGGUGGUGAGUUUGCCUGGAUUUGAGAUGUUCCCAGGAGACCUGUUGAUACCAGACAGUGCAGCAAAAUUCCUGUACCAUUCAGCUUCACUGCAAAGUUCAGAAUCCAAAAAGCCUUGGUGGCCAUUUGCUAAAAAAGGAAUGGGUAAAGAUAAACAAAAACAGAUAUCAGACCUGGAAAAUUAUCUUUCUACUGUAACUGUCAAAAUGUCAAAGUGUAGUGAUUAUGAAUUCUACAAUGUUAAGGACAAAACUUGGCUGGAAAUCAUGGAGAUGCAUCAGCUUCAGCCAAAAGGUUCUGAUCUGUCAGACAUAAAGAAGAACGAAGCUGUGUGGGAGCUUUUCACAACCGAAUGCACAUACUUUCUUGAUCAUCUGCUUGUUCUCAAAAUGAUUUUUAUGGAUACUUUACAGAACCUGCAAAGCAAAGCAUUGCUCCAAGAUGUGGACUCUGGGCUACUUUUUGCAAACUUGGAAGAGUUAAACCAGAUAAGUCUCAAUUUUGUGACCAUUUUCUUUAGUGCUAUAAAGAAUCAUCUUGAAAAAUCAUCAUCCUCCAUUGAUUUAAUUGCUGUGCUCACAGAGUAUUUUGAAGGAAAUAUGUCUCAGAGCCACCAGGUUUAUUGCCUGAAUUACACCUCCGCUGUCUUUUACUUGGAAAAACUGAAGAAAAGAGAAGACUUUGGGACCUAUUUGAAAUGGUGUGAACAGAAGGAACAAUGCAAACGGCUUCAUCUGUCUGAACUGCUUGUUGCACCUUUACACAAAUUGACCCGCUAUCCCCUCCUCCUGAAGAACAUCUGGAAACAUACAGAGCCAGCAGAGAAAGUUGUCAUUGGUUCCCUUAAGGAGAAGGUGGAAAAAUCUAUACGAAAUUUAGAAGGGAAAGUGAAAUGGCUGGACAAUUUCCAGAAAUUUAAGCAACUACAAGAAAUUAUAAUUUGGCCUUCCCUUUGGGAUCAAGACAAAAGAUUUUUUCUUCCUGAGGGUCUCAAGAACACAAUAAGGGACAACCUCAGUGAAAAUAUCCUGUCACCUACCAAGAGAUCCCUUGUUUAUGAGGGGAGGUUAACUCUUGCAGAACAUAUGAGAGUUGUUGAUGUUUACCUGUUUCUAUUUGAUGACUUGCUUUUAAUUACAAAACCUAACCGGCUGAAAAAGAAAUCUGGAAGUUCUGACCUGAGUUUAAACCCGGCCUGCCCUUUCUUCUCUAUGGAGUUGCAAUCUCUGCUUGAGGACAGCAGCUACUGCACAGUGCUUGACCAGCCUAUUCCACUGGACAGGUUGACAAUAAGAAAUAUUGAUUCAUUCCAUAUAACAGUUUUAGGACUGCGAAAUGCUUUUCUAAUACAACAUGAAAAUAGGUAUCAGCAGUGCAUAGCAGCCUUCCUACUCCAAGCACAAACAGAAUCUAUCAAGAAAACAUGGAUGUCCCAGAUGGAAACUGCAAUCUUGAAUUACUCAAAUAGACUCAAUCGUCCUCAAACCACUUUUUCCACUUUAGCUGCGGAAUCAUCUGAAAUUUAACUGCGGAACCAAUGGACACUGUAGCAAUCUUUUUUGUUAAUGAAAACAUAUUAAAAGGUUUGGAAUGCUUUUGGGAGCAAGGAAAGUAGGAACCAUGUUAGCAUAAUUGUUGAAAUGGAGUUCAGAUGGGAACAAAAUCCAUCUUGGAUGGUCACAUUGGUACUGUAUGCCUUUCAGUUCCUCAGAGAAGAAACUUUUGAUUGCCUUAUUGUGGGUCUGUUCUUCGUGAUACACCAAAGAAAGAGACUUGGAAAAAUAUAUGAUAAACAGAAAGGAAAAUCAAGUGCCAUUAAACCAUAAUCUGUUAAACUUUUCUUUUAAAGUUAUUCUACAGUCAGGUCAUAGCAGCACUGUUCACAGAAACACCUACCCCAAGUUAAAGUAAGAUUUUGACUUUUCAUAAGUUUUUCUCAUGGGACAAAACUCAGCACACUUAAUGCAGAGUAGCUUUUUACAAUCAAGAAGGAAAGGAAAAGGUGAUAGCCAUGCAGAUCUGGAAUAAAGAAAUAAUGUCUGUCUGGCUUGCUUGGCUGCUAUCUGAAUUUUCUACUGAACACAAGUUCAUAAAGUGACAGCUUUCUAUCUACAUCAGCAAAAGAACAGCAAAUUGGUCACUGCAAAUCGUCUAUUAGAAAUGUCUAAUUUUAUUUUCAGCUGCGUAACAGAUUAGAAUACAAAAGUAACAUUUCCACAAAUUUCCACCCAUGUGUUUCAUACAGAAUUAGUUGGUGCGUGGUGUAGCUUUCUUGCUCUUGCGCUCUCAUUACUUUCCGAAUGCAGAGUUUAGGGAUUACAGUGCAUACUAAACUAAACUCUUUCACAAUGUAAGGCACAACUACAUGACUACAAGUCAUAAACACACCACAGAAAGGAGGGUUUAAGAGAAUCCAACUGAUAAAAAAAUCAUGCAAGACUAUCUACAAGAUAAAGUGCGUGUAAGGGUCCAAUUGAAAAAGAAGUGCAGUGUUUAUUAGGUAAGUUUACCUUAAUACAUCUUCUGGAAAUAUAAAGUAAGCACAGACAUUUCCAAUUCUGAUUUAUACAAUUAUACAGAAAAUAUUAUGCACAAUAUUCACAUAUGCAACCAUAAUAAAAUAGUUGUUAGAAGUAGGCCAACAGGACAGUACGAUUUGUGGCACAUAGCUAUAAGAGCAGUAUAGCAUUUACCAACUUUUUAAGAUUUUUGAAAACAGAGGCUAAUUUAAGGGCACAUAACUGUUAAUGCCAAUAUGUAGCUGCAUAAACGACAACUAGGACCAUUUCUGUGAUAAUUUGAUUUCUGUCUAGCAGCUACAAAUGCAUUGAACUGACAUCAAAAGAGCAUAUGCAAGUCUAUCUAAGCAUACACACCCAAAUAUUACAUUUUUGGUGAGACAAAACACUUUGAAAUUUGGCAGCCACCACAAGUCAAUACCUAACAUUACAGUGAGGAGACCCUAUCAAAACAGACUUUCAUAUCAAGAGGUAGUUUUAAAUGAAAUCUUAUGUAGUGGCAUCAAGUGUCAGAUUGGAGUUUUUAUGUUUUUAAAAAUCAUUUUAUUACAAAAGUGACAAAUCCUAUACAAGCAGCAUUUUGGACAGAUUCUGAUUAUAAAAUAUUUCUGUGUUUGCUAACGCAAUGCAACUUCUCUUUUUCUCUUAUCCCUUUGGUGCUGAGAUCUGGGAUUUAACAAGAUGGUAAAAUAUCCAUUGCACAAGAGUGAAGAACAGGAGACUCAGACCUGCGUACUGGUCGAAAAUGAAUGACCUAACUGAAGC